CCGUGUGUGCAUGUCGCUUGCGCUUACGGCCUCACGUAACCUUGUAAAUACGUAGUCGUAGUAUUCGUAUUAAGUUCGUAGUUGUAAACAUGUGUCUCGCUAAGGAAGAUUCACUAUCGCCCCAGAAGGAGGCACAGUCGCCUCGUUCGCCUUGGAUGAAGCUCUUGAAUCGCCAGAGCUCAAAACCAAGGCUGCCACGAAAGGUGACUGCCUCUACGAGAGUGAAUCUCAACAAAUGUUGGUCGAAGCUUGGAGAGUUGAUCUCCAAUUCAUCGCCUCGCACUGACCUGCCAUCGAACAAGACUGCUUAUACCGGAGAACCAGUUUUGGUGCCGUUCUCCGAAUAUUUCUAUCCAAUGGACCCGAUGAAACCGGUUCCCGUCGAAGACAACGACAACGCCGAAAACCAGAACAUCCUGAACUCCAGCCGUUUCAAUCUCAUCUCUGAAGAGGAGAUCAAUGACAACAUGGCCAACGAAGUCCGGGAGAUCUGCUACACGGCGAACAAGUCCAGCUGCUUCGUAUGUAAGCUUUGCUACUAAUUCGUGCAUCUCCAAAAUCAUAAUCGUCUUCCAAUUAUUUCCAUUAUCCGUAAUAAUAUUUUGGUACUAAUGCAGUGAAAACAAAAUCGUGUCCAAUAUUAGGUUUAGUGUGUGCUUCGAUAGCACUUCGGCGUCUUCCGUUAGAAUUAGUAACGCGGUAUGCUGAUACAACCUCACUCUAAUGUUGUGAUUUAUCUUUUUGUGAUCUUAGAGUAUUAAGGUUUAGAUUUUCAAGUUUUAGAUGUUAUUGUAGAGUAUUUUGUAUCAGCACUCGGCGUAUUAGUGUUCGAUAUUGUGUACCGUAUAAAGUGCCCGUUUUGGUAGACAGCUUUAAUGUCAACUGCACUGUAAUUAUCAUUGCACCAAUUUCAUCCUAAUUUCUUCAUUCUAUCUCAAGUGUAACACUUUUCAUUAACGUCUUUGUCCAUUGUCUUCCAUUAGAUUGUAAGUUUUGUCUGUGAUAACAAGAGUACAUGACUCGAAGCUUUAAUUAGAAUAAGAGAUGACUUAAAAUUAUAGAUUUUUAUCAAAAUACAUUGAAACACUAACAGUGAUGUUGGACUCCUGAUAUUCAAGCUAAUUUCAAAGCCUUUGAACUUAGCUUCAGUACCGAAUAAAUUUUUGUUUUUAGAGUAAUUAACUCUUCAAUCAAUAAUAAUUGUGAUACAUAAAAUGUAUGUUUGUCCUACAUUGCUUUUAGUGUUUUUAUAUAAGAAAAUAUACUCGUAAUAUGAGAUUGAAUCCAUGACGAAAGCUUUAAUAGGAAUAAGUUCUCUAAAGUUUUAUAUUUCUUGUAACUUGCUUUAGAACUUGUCUUAAAUUUUUUCUUACGUGUAUCAUUAGAAAUGGGCCGAGCGUGCCAAUCUUAGUUUUAGAUCUUUCUUAGAUAUAAGCAUCUUAGUUUAAGAUAAGCUUUAACAUCUAUAACUUAUAGUUUUAUGUUUGUGUUAUUACAAUUUUGUCGAUUUCUCCCUCUUAUGUCAAUUGUUAGUUUAGUAUUUUCUUUGAAUAGUAUCGUAAUUCUUAGUUUUAAGUUUAGACUAUAAACCAUUUUUGUAGACUGAUAAUGUUAAGUAACUUCAAGACUUUCGUUUGAUCUCUGUAUCUCAAUAAAGAUAUCUUUUAAUGA
Molecule: messenger RNA, 1671 nt
Organism: Maniola jurtina (meadow brown)
Lineage: Eukaryota; Metazoa; Arthropoda; Insecta; Lepidoptera; Nymphalidae
Exons: 2
Coding region: 90-542 (150 amino acids)
Source: RefSeq, a predicted model, not a curated record